This is a messenger RNA of Meloidogyne enterolobii, 864 nucleotides long. The record is from the annotation of a GenBank genome assembly. NCBI's taxonomy places the organism in Eukaryota, Metazoa, Nematoda, Chromadorea, Rhabditida, Meloidogynidae.
AUGUUGAUUGGACGUGAAAAAGAAUUUGAGUUAAUUUCAUCAUUGAUCUCAACAGCUUUAAAGGACAAAUCUUCACUUUGUGUCUAUAUUAGUGGUCCUCCUGGGACGGGAAAAACUGCGACAGUCAAGGAGGUGGUUAAUCAUUUGCAGUGGAAGAUUGAUAAAAAUGGACGUCGCAAAGAGUUUCAUUUCGUUUCAAUUGAUUGUUUUGCCUCAUCUACAACUACUUCUCUUGCUCAACAUAUUUUGCUUCGACUCGAAACUCAAACAAAAAUAUCAAAUGGCAAACAAGUUUUACAAGCUUUGGAAAACAAAAUUUCUAAAUGCAAAAUUCCGAUUUUAAUUUUGCUUGAUGAAGUUGACAACUUAGUUUCUCGCAAAGAUGAAAUAAUCUAUGACGCUUUUAAUUGGCCAAAUAAAUUUCCGGGACGUGUUGUUGUUAUAGGCAUUUCAAACUCUUUGGACCUUACAGAAAGACAACUAUCAAAAAUUAAAUUUGCUCAUCCUCCAAAAUCAAUCGUUUUUCCUCCUUAUACAAGUGAAAUGUUAAUUUCUAUUUUAACUUCAUAUCUAAAUAAUAUUGGAAGCAAAUCAAGCAUUGAUACAAAAGCAAUAGAAUUAUGUGCAAGAAAGGUUGCCUCAAUGACUGGGGAUGUUAGAAGAGCUUUGGAUAUUGCCUCACAAAUGAUAGAAAGCUUUCCGGGUUUUUUUCUUCCAAUAUUCCUUUAAUAUUUGUCUUUGGCGUUCCGUUCUAAUAAAGCUAAAUUUUGUAUAUUUUUCUCGGGGAGAGAGGUGAAAUAUCACCAGCAAGGAUGUCACGGGUUGAGAAAAUCGGGUUGGGGGUUCAAAAUUUUUUUCGAGUUG